UGAGGAACGCUUAGCUUGCAAAACUAAUGACUAGAAAGAGAAGCAAUUGGAUAAAAAUCGGUUUCUGCUUUGGUCUUCUCAUCUUCAUCGCUCUUAGCGUCAACGUAUUGACGUACAAUGCGUGUGUGUGGAGUGGUCGGUUAGAGAGUGCACCUCGACAAGGCCUUCCCGUGUGGCCGAAAAAAUUUGCCUACAUGUCCGAACGUCAGUCGUUAGGAGAUAGAAGAGGUAAGAUGGUGUGGGAUGAUGAGGAUGUAGCGCGUCUAAGACGCCAGACUGAUUGCCAGUCAUCUAGACAGACUGACCCCCAGCAAGUGCCAGUCGACUGUGAGUCUCCUCGUCUGCAUGAAGCCUAUCAACCGACAACAAGACAUACAGUAAUUGAAUGGGACUCGUUUGAUGACGAAUAUUCCUUCUCAUCAUUCAUGAACACACAGGGACAGCCAGCUGAGAGAAGGCACGGCAGCUCGGAGAGAGAUUAUGUCGAUAUGAAGGAGGCUGCUCUACAGCUCGUCAAUAAUAGAGAUCACAAAAACCUCCGACUUGUUAAGGUUGUUCAUGGAUAUAAACGAACAGACAGUCUGAGAGGUACCGAGUAUAUUCUUGAUUUAUUCUUGGCUCUUCCUAGUGGAGCUCCGGUCUCACAACGUCUUCAUCUUGUUCGACCUUACAGAGAGAUGAUGAUCGAGUCUGUACAAACAUACACUGAUCUGAAUUUGCACAUCAGUCUUAUAAUGCCGCUCUCUAAUCGACUUGAGAUUUUCAAGCAGUUUAUGUAUCGUUUCCGGAAAUGCUGUAUUGGACAGAAGUUUGUUGAUGUCUUUUUGGUGAUUGUCUACUUUGGGAAGGAAAAUCUGAUCGAACUUAAGGAAUUAUUAGGAAAGUAUAACACUGUAUUCAACUGGAAGAUGUACGCAGUACUUGAAUUGGAUGAAAAUUUCUCUCGUGGAAGAGGACUGAUGAAAGGAGCAGAAUAUGUUCAACAAUCAUUGUCCAACCACCGUGUUAUGUUCUUCUGUGAUGUUGACGUACGCUUUACCACGUCAUUCCUGCAGCGUUGCUAUCGUAACGUCGAAGAAAGGAAGAGGGUGUAUUACCCCAUAGUAUUUAGUCUCUAUAAUCCAGCAUUGGCAAUCAAUCAUAAAACAGGGCCUUCUGUAUACAUUAAGAGAGAAAGUGGUUUCUGGAGAGACUUUGGCUAUGGCAUGGCAUGUAUGUAUGUGAGUGAUUUCUUCAAUGCUGGUGGAUUUGAUCUUUCCAUCCAGGGAUGGGGAGGCGAGGAUGUAGAUUUGUAUGAAAAGCUUGUUAAGAGUGGCAUCGAGAUGAUGCGCUCUGUUGAUGAAGGGAUUUAUCAUAUUUUCCAUGAAAAGGAAUGUAAUCCAAGUUUGAGACCAGAGCAAUAUCAGAGCUGCAUGAACUCCAAGAUAUCAACUUCUGGUUCACAAAAACAGCUUGGUAAUAUAAUUAUUGAACAACAGGAGAGAAUCAAUCAGUUGGAACGAGAGCUUGUCAUGCAGAAACAGCUUCUAAAGUCAAAAGGAUUAGGCAAUGUAACAUCGAAUGUAAUGGGUGGUAUGGCAGCACCUAUAGCAGAUGAAGCUGUAGCAGAAGGGAAACAGACUGUGAGGAGGCGGGGACUCAAGAUUUAUGUGUAUAGCUUACCAGGACGAUUCAAUCACGAGCAGCUAAAAAUUAAUGACGAAGAUCCACCUGCUAUAUGGGACUUUGACUGUACUUCAAAUUCAUACAGUACAGAGUAUGAUAUUCAUCAGCGACUUAUUGAUAGCGAAUUCCGCACUGAUGAUCCUCAAGAGGCUGACCUGUUUUAUGUGCCUGUCUACAUGGCAUGUUUCUAUAUCAACCAAGCCGAGGGAGAAGCAUUGGAGAAAACAAGCAAGUUUAGUCAACAAGCUUUCGCUUACAUAAGAACUAAUUUCCCAUACUUCAACAGAUCAAAGGGACGAGAUCACUUAUGGACAUUCACAUUAGCUCAAGGGCCAACUGUGUUUGGUGAUUGGAAACCCAUCAAAAAUGGCAUUUUCCUUGUUCAGCAGGGUAGGCUUUCGAGUGACAGCUACAGCCCCUACAAAGAUGUUGUAAUCCCUUCUUAUGUUGACCCUGAAGACGUACGACCUAUCUACGCCAUCCCAUUCACAGACCGUCCAACACGAACCCUUUUGGCACACUACAGUGGCAGUGCAUUUUCGAUAGACAACAAACAGUCAACAGGAGACAUCAGUUCACUUGCUAUGCAGCUUGUUCGCUUAUAUUCCCGUGUCCCACGUUUCCGUAUGUCCAUUUACCGAAACAAGGUCUACUUCCUAGACAUGAUGUCAUCGGUCUUCUGUCUAUGUCCGGAGAAUAUGCAGGAUGUGCAUCGUGUCUAUGAAUCGAUCAUUCUCGGUUGCAUCCCAGUAAUCAUCGGCGAAGACCUUGAGCUCGCAUUCGAAGACAUUGUUGAUUAUUCAAAAUUUGUGAUCCGUAUUAGUCUCCAAAAUAUCGAGCAUCUGCACACUGUUCUACUGGGAAUUAAAGAGGAUGAUAUCAGACGAAUGCGUCGAGACAUGGAGCAUGUUUGGAGCAUGAUCAGCUACGACAACAAGGUGGGACAUGCAUUUGACAACAUCAUCUACACUCUGGCAAAACGAAAACCGGAAAAGAAAAUGAAAAUAUCAUAUUAUGGAGAGCAAACAUAGAACCUUUAUGAAUAGAAUCUAUGUUGAAACCUUUAAUUUAUUAACAGUUCAUGGA
Messenger RNA from Corticium candelabrum, 2751 nucleotides. Its product is annotated as chondroitin sulfate N-acetylgalactosaminyltransferase 1-like. Gene Ontology annotation, cellular component: Golgi cisterna membrane. Gene Ontology annotation, molecular function: glucuronosyl-N-acetylgalactosaminyl-proteoglycan 4-beta-N-acetylgalactosaminyltransferase activity. The transcript is spliced from 2 exons. NCBI's taxonomy places the organism in Eukaryota, Metazoa, Porifera, Homoscleromorpha, Homosclerophorida, Plakinidae. Bases 27 to 2696 code for a protein of 889 amino acids. The record is from RefSeq and is a predicted model, not a curated record.